Amphibalanus amphitrite is the source of this 1257-nucleotide messenger RNA. RefSeq lists its product as uncharacterized. The transcript has 5 exons. The record is from RefSeq and is a predicted model, not a curated record. The coding region runs from base 131 to 940 and encodes 269 amino acids. NCBI's taxonomy places the organism in Eukaryota, Metazoa, Arthropoda, Thecostraca, Balanomorpha, Balanidae.
CAAAAGGAGGCGCACCUCGCUCGGUCAGCGUCAGUGUCGUCCGUCCCGGCGUGACCAGCGCAUCUAUCUGGUCACCAGCGGCGGCUGACCUGACCUGACCCGACCGGCGCCGUCUCACACCGCUGCACAGAUGCCUGGUCUCCCGUCGAUUCUUCUGUUCGUCGUGGCGACGGUAGCCAGCGGCGAGGAAGGCCUCGUUCGAACAGUGCCACAAUCACGCGAAUCGCUUCAACUGUCAGCGGAUGAGCCGAUACCAUCUUCACUGCUGACAGAAUACCAGCGCCUCUGGCGGCGGCCCGAGGAAGCUAGCCGACCGGCGGCGGCGCCUCAGGGCCUAUUCAGCCCCUGGUGGGUAGGCCGACCCGCCACACUCAGCAGCGAGAAACAAGCUCGGAGGUCGGGCGGCGGCGCUAGAGAAGCCAAUUAUCUCGCCACGCGCCCCAGGCGAACGGAACAUCAGGGCGAAAUCGACUCGGAAAACCAGGGUGAAACCGACUUCUUUGUGUUCGUCUGUGGAUCAGAGCUGACUGACCUAAUUGAAAACGCCUGCCACUUCCGUAGACGUCGAGACGGGCGCGCCGUCGCUAACGCCAUACUCACGCGUUUGCGUCACGCUGGCGAGAGGAUAGUCGACGCCUGCUGCCGCAGAAGCUGCCGGCUUUCCGAGCUGCGGGCCUUCAUCACAUCGACCUGUGAAGUAUCUCUGGAUGAUCUCCACCGACACGCAGCAAGGUUCAGGAUUUCGACUUCUAACCCUGAACAGCCAGAGGCGCCGGUCACAGAAAGGACGGUCGUAGUCACGGCUGGCACGCCCCCUGUACACCUGCCGGUAUUUGAGGACCCCGGUCCUCUCAUUGAUGGAUUCCAGAAGCGCGCCAGUUAUCCCGACGCCCUGGCCUGGGAAAAGGACCGUGAUAUGACCAGCUUCUUGGUGGUCUGACUGACACUACGGUGCCCAUAAGCCGUCGAACUUCAAGAAGGCCCAUUCCUUUUGUGUUCUUAUGUCUUUCAUCGUGCAUUCCUUAGGCGCAUUAGUGCGCUGAGCUGUGAUUGCGUAUUUCAUGCAUACGCUGGUCUGUGAUUAGGGCGUAAAUAUUUGCACGAUGGGGGCGUAAAUAUUUUUGCAAUACAGUAAAAACGAACUCUGCCUUUUUCCUGUUUGAAGAUGUCAGCACUCAGAAGACGUGACGAUGGGCAGACACGGUGCGUGCCACGGUAUGUAGAGAACUGAGCAUGCGGUAUUUCUGGAAACCGAAU